This is a messenger RNA of Penicillium crustosum, 2283 nucleotides long. RefSeq lists its product as uncharacterized. The record is from RefSeq and is a predicted model, not a curated record. Bases 1 to 2283 code for a protein of 760 amino acids. NCBI's taxonomy places the organism in Eukaryota, Fungi, Ascomycota, Eurotiomycetes, Eurotiales, Aspergillaceae. The transcript has 4 exons.
AUGGAACGUGACAGAACAGUUAGGGAUCUGUUCCCUGCCCUAGUUGUGCAAUUGGAACGAGAAACCAGUGAAACUCCAUCAGUUGAGUCCAAUGAAUCUGCUGUUUCGUUUGUGCAUGACAGCCCUACACCACGGGCCAAAGCACUACAGGAUUCUGUUACUGCCCAGGGCUCUGCCUCUGCUGCGUUCCAGCAUUCUGAUGCUCCCAGAUUUGACAUUGCUCCAUCUGCCACAACUCAGUACACUUCUCUCCCUCUCUCUCUUCCACUAACCACCGACGGCCACGAGUCUGAGGGUGAUCCUACUUCGUCAGUGUCUCGUGUACCUCGUGUGCCUCACCCACUUUCUCUUCCGUCCAAUUUGGACAACAAAGCUUCAAAUCCUCCUAAUUUGUCUUCCGAGUCUCCUCGACAGGGUACCAGUUCUCGUUGGACAACUACCCAAGUUCCAAGUACUCCUGUUGGAGGGGAUUCUGAGGAACAUUUCCCUACAGCGAGUCUUACUGUUUCUUCUCGUGGUUCUAUCAAUGCAGAUAAACGUGUUACGAACGUGGCUCCCAGUGCCACUUUUAGAUUGAAACUUCUUGUCAAAGAACCUCCCAAGGACUCUACCCCAGAGUCGCAUACCACUUCAGAGUCCACGGAUGCAUGUGAAUCCACCAAGAACGUGAUCCCCACUGCCACUCCUAGAUUAAAGCUCUUUUACAAACCGAAGUCUCGCCUGUCCAUCCGGGACUCUAUUCCCUCAACUGUUCCAUCCGACCCCGUUAGCAGCAAGCAUCUUUCGUCCCCUACCCGCACUGGAUAUCAAUCAUCCAAUAUGGAUCCUUCCAACCAUAGUGCUGAAAGCACCUCUCAUGAGUCUUCUUCUGACUGCGAGGCAUCGACUACCAUAAAUGCUACUUCGGAGCUCCCCGCUACCAGCGAGUCUCCCAAGCCCAGCUCAAGCUCUGACGAAGCUCCGUCCCGCAACGCUGACUACCUGUCUCCAUUGGAUUUUGUCUCUUCUGCUCCCCCAAACCGUGCAAUGAACCUUUCACUCGAUCCAUCCAUGGAUCCUUCAAUGGACCCUUAUAUGGAUCCCUACCAGCCAAGUGAUUCAGCAGUUAUGCCAGGGAUUACCCCGUUCGAAGACCCAAAUGUCCUCCCAUCCACAUUCACGUACCCCGAGGAGACUCCUGACUACGGCAGUGUGCCCAUUGACCCCAUGGGUGUGUACACUCCGGAGCAGUAUGCACGCAUCCUGGCGUCCGAGCAGGAGGUCCUGCGUGAAAUUGCUGACCCCCAUACCGAUACUCCAACGUAUGUGUAUGGCCAGAGAAUAGAGCCGCAUUACACCACACUUGCCGAUCUGGACCGUAUCUUUGCUGAGAUGGAAGCUGCCUCUACUAGUUUAGAUAUUCUACAGCCUGAAUAUUGGGCAGCUAUCGGCCGCGAUCUGCCUGGUCCAUCUCAACCGGGUGUACUUGAGUCUAAUCAACCCGCCCAUGUUCAAUCAACAUCUGAGACCUUGCAGUUAGUGGAGGACGCGGAAGCAGAACCAGGUUCGGCCAAAAAGCGUGCUCGACACAGUUCACCCAAAGUAGAGAACUUGACCCCAGAGUUAUCAACCACAAUUUCAGCCAGGACUUCCGUCUCGGACCAGCGCCGCAGCACCUCAUCUAAUACCAAGACCGCGAGUCCUUCACCUGCAUCAAUCUCAAGACGCCGUCAUUCCAAUAAACAGGCCGCGACACCACCUCCACCGAUUUCAGCAUCAUCUGGACGCCGGUCCAAACCCAAGGCAAAGACCGAGAUCACUACUUCAGAGGCCCCGAUGACCGUCUCCCCACGCCGUCUGCGCAGCUCAGAUGUCAUGCCGAGCUCCAGCACGAAGAAGAAUGUCAAGGGCAACGCAACACCAGAGUCAUGGGAGACAGCGCCUACCGCAGACAAGAUGAUGUCACAAAUGAAAGAGUCGUUACUGCCGUGGGCGGACAUCACUGCAGCAUGGAAUGAGAAUCGAGAUGAGUCGGAUGGCGAAAUGACAUGGCGAGCACUGAGCAAGCGAUGGGGACGAAUCAAGGAUAGAAUUGGUCCCUGGCCCGGUUUUGACGAGGCUCUUCUGGAUACCUUGGGAGCAUUCGAUCCGAAGCUGGAUGACGACGACUUUGCGCAGAUUGCUGAAGAAGUGUCGAGUGGGCUUGGCUGGGAAGUUUCUAGCGCGGCUUGCUCUGCUCGAUAUGUGACCCUCAAGGAGUCUGGCAAGAUCAAUGUGAAGGGUAAGGGGAGGGCACGGAAGUAA